Messenger RNA from Neoarius graeffei (lesser salmon catfish), 2789 nucleotides. RefSeq lists its product as uncharacterized. Gene Ontology annotation, molecular function: DNA binding; transcription coregulator activity. The transcript is spliced from 11 exons. NCBI's taxonomy places the organism in Eukaryota, Metazoa, Chordata, Actinopteri, Siluriformes, Ariidae. The record is from RefSeq and is a predicted model, not a curated record. Gene Ontology annotation, biological process: positive regulation of transcription by RNA polymerase II. The coding region runs from base 196 to 2451 and encodes 751 amino acids. Gene Ontology annotation, cellular component: mediator complex.
GCUCCAUGGAGUCAUUUGGACGGGAGGCAGCACGCGCUCUUUACUGAACAUUAUUGCGCUUUUGCACUUUAUUACCGACAGAAACUCGUUAGUUUGUGCUCACGGUGUAUCCGCGGAACAUGUGCUGAAAUCUGGUAUUUUGGUGGACGUUUCGUCUUUUCACACUUUGAGCAGUGAGAAGUGCAGAGGGUGACAAUGUCACGGCAACGUUCAAGAUCCCCUCUCCAUUCAAGAACCUCGACUUUGCUCGGAAGGCGAGAAGGAUAUUACACUGAGCAGUACCAUGCACCGGUGCAUUCUGAUCUGUGGGGAGGUUCAGAAAACGUAGGCAACAGAAAUGCCGAUGGUGCCGAACGCUGGAAUAACGGAUCCUCUCAAACAGAGGAGCAGGUUGACCACUGGGCCAAGUUCAUCGAGGCUAUAGGACGUGCCGGAAAGCGGAAAGCUUCGUCCAUGUCAAGGUACCACGAGCAGGACAGCGUCCAGAGUUUUGAUGAGAACUCGGCACGUUCUCCGAGACAGCUAUCUCAGGAGAGAUUAUCUUCCCAGGAAGCUUCACACUAUGGUGUGGAAAUGCAUCAGAGGAUUCAAUCUCCAGGUCUGAGAAGAAACGAGCAUGAUGCUGCUCAUGUAGACAGGCGCUAUUCAAGAAGUUCCAGUCCAAGGCAUUCACAAGGAAAGAGAUAUGACAGAAUGGAACAUGGAUAUCUUAAUGAAGAACACGAAGAUAGAUAUGACAGAAGCUCCUAUAGCGAGAGGUCGCUGAAGGCAAAUUAUACGGAACAUCAACUACAUUUUAAAGGAUUCCAAGAUUUGGAUCCACAGGAAGAAUAUACUACAUCGCGCAGGGGCUUCAGUCCACAUUGUGCCACUGUUGUAGUGGAGCAUGAUCAUGGAAUCCCAAAACAUGACCCAAGUAUCCACGAUCAAGAUAGGGCCCGCGAACGUCCAAGGAGCCGCGAUCCAACCAGAGAACGAGGGCGUUCUAGGAACCCCGAUCCAGGUAGGGAUAGGGAGCAUCCGAGGAGCCAUGAUCCAAUUAGGGACCAAGAGCAACCAAGAAGCAGUGGUCCUGUUCGGGACCGAGAGCAUCCAAGAAACCGUGAUCCUGUUAGGGACCGAGAGCAUUCAAGGAGCCAUGAUCCAGGUAGGGACCGAGAGUAUCCAAGGGGCGGUGGUCCUAUGAGACACCAGGAGCAUCCAAGGAGCCGUGAUCAUCUGAGAACUAGUGAUCUACCAAGAGGCAGAGAUUAUCCAAAAAGCAGUGAACCACAAAGGGGCAGAGAUCCCAGCAGGGGAAGAGAAUCCUCAAGAAGCAAGGAACUCCAUAAACAUGGAAGGGAAUAUAGCCAUCGUUCAGGAACAUCCCAUCAUAGCCCCAGUGGUUCAUCAAGCUAUCAUAUUCAGGAAGACACAAGAUUCCAUACCUCUUCGGCUGAAAGAGGAAGUCCUUUGCAAGGCAUGCGACCCCACAAGGAGCAACCUAGGAUGAGAUCACGUUCAAGAGAGCCCUAUGGACAAAGGGCAGUGGAUGGUAGAGACUUCAGAAUGGAUGAGAUUGAUGGUGCAAGAGACUCUGUUCAUGACUGGGAGGAAGAGGUGCAACGUAGAGGGAAUCAUGGUGGUGUGUUGGGACAAGGAGACGUUUUGAAAAGACAUCCUCACCAUAGUAACACAAACCAUCCUGGAACUAGAAUGGAUUUUGCCGGUCAUGAGACUCUCAAGAUCAAAGUGGAUAUGAGUCGUCCUGUGCAACAGAGCAGCCACUUAGGCUAUUCGUCUGAAAGGCAGUUGUCACUCGAUUUGGUCAAUGUGGGUCGACAACGUCUCGACUUCCUGCCCAUGCUGGAGCAUUCUGGGACAUAUAGAGAGACUCCAAUGCAUUCUGGGACCUUCGCACAAGAGAUCAUCACUCUGGUGCAUCAGGUCAAAGAAAAUUAUUUUCAGGGUCAAGGCGUCACACUUAAUGAACGGUUCUCUAACGAACAAGAGUAUUCUUUGGUGGAUGAGUUGACCGAUGAAGAGCAGGAGAUGGAGGCCGUCAGGCCUGUCGUAAACAGGCCACUUGGUUCUGCGUCUUUAGACACUCAGAUUUUCUGCAAGAUUGGACCGAUGCAGAGGAAACCACAUGUUCCUGCUCCUGGUGAUCUCAGGCAUGACCUGGAGAGGAAAAGACAGGAGAGACUAGAAGGCGUGAAGAUCACUAUCGCUGGAGGGAACUUCUCUCAGAUACGGCAUGAGAGUCAAGAGAACGAGCCUGAAUAUAUAGGCGAUGAAGACCCGUGUGAAGCAGGCUGGUCCGAGGAGGUGCCUCAGCAAACAGAACACUGGGAUGAACUUCGUCAAAAGAGGCCCGCACGGAAUUUCAAUGCCAGACGGAAUUUCAACCGCGUCCGCAGUCGACAUGGUUCACGCAUGAAAAAGAAUGCAAGUAAAGGUGCCCGAUGGUGAGGAACUGGAAUAAAGUGAAGCUCUGGGGGUCGUAAACAUGACUGCUUCUUGAACUUACAUGAUGGUGUGUUAUCGGCUUCAGUUGUUACUGUUUUCGUUAGUAGACUGUAAUAUGUCUUGUGUGAAAUUUCACAGCUAGUCGAGCGCAGAUUCUCGUACAUUGCUUAUUUUUUAAAAGUGGUUUAUGAAGCAAACUUAAAGAACAUUAUGUAUUCGAUCAUGAAGUUUGUGGAUGUGGUUCAUUUUUAGUCACCAGCAUUCUGUAAUGUUUAAGCCCUCUCCCUCGUGAACAGCUGUCAUCAGAAUAAAAGUAAUCCCCUUUUCAGAACCUGCUCAUA